Molecule: messenger RNA, 3789 nt
Organism: Quercus lobata
Lineage: Eukaryota; Viridiplantae; Streptophyta; Magnoliopsida; Fagales; Fagaceae
Exons: 2
Coding region: 1-3789 (1262 amino acids)
Molecular function (GO): nucleic acid binding; RNA-DNA hybrid ribonuclease activity
Source: RefSeq, a predicted model, not a curated record
AUGAGGGCCUUAGGAUGGAACUGUCGAGGGCUUGGGAACCCUCAGUCAGUUCGUGUGUUGCGCAAUAUUGUGCAACAAUGGGAUCCCGAUUUUGUGUUUCUUUCAGAAACAAAGCUGAGAGUGCGGAGUAUGGAAAGGAAGAAAAUGAGUAUUGGUUUUACUAACGGUUUAGUGAUUCCAAGCCAUGGAAGAAGUGGAGGUCUGGCUUUGCUGUGGAGAAAGGAAAUUAAUGUUGAUGUUCAAAGCUUCUCAGAUAGACAUAUUGACGCCAUUGUUACUGAGGACAGGGGGUUUAAAUGGCGAAUAACUGGUUUUUAUGGAAACCCGGAGGUUCAUAGAAGGAAGGAAUCUUGGGAAUUAUUAAAAGUUCUUAGCAGAAAGUUUCAGCUCCCCUGGCUAUGUUUCGGGGAUUUUAAUGAAAUUGUGUCGACUUCGGAGAAAAUGGGAGGAGCUCGAAGAUCUCAGAGGCAGAUGGAUGAUUUUAGGGAAGCUAUUGACUGUUGUAGGUUUAUGGAUCUUGGAUUUUGUGGUCCGGAGUUCACGUGGUGCAAUAUGCAAGAAGGCCGACACAGGAUGUAUCUUCGGCUGGAUCGGGCUCUAGUUACACAGGAUUGGGCUGACCACUAUAAGGAUGUGAGAGUUCAUCAUCUUGUGGAAUCGGUGAGCGACCAUUGUGCGCUUUUGAUCACCGACUCCAUUGUUUUGCAAAGCCCCCGGAAAAGAAGAUUUCAUUUUGAAGCAAUGUGGACGAGAAGAGAUGAGUGCAGGGAUAUCAUCAGGACAGCGUGGAAUGAUAGUGUAAAUCUUUAUAGUCCGAAUGGCAUGGUGGCAGGGCUUAAGCAGUGUGCAGAUGAUUUAUCAAGGUGGAACGGGAAGGUCUUUGGACGGGUUCCUAGACAGAUUCAGAAUAAGAGGAGAGUCCUUAAUGAAUUAGUGUUGAGAGAUCAUGAUGGCAGCAAUGGUUUUGAAAUUAAUAAGAUUAGAAAAGAGAUUAAUGACUUACUGGACUGUGAGGAGAUAAUGUGGCAACAAAGGUCUAAGGUUCAAUGGAUGGGGCUGGGGGAUCGUAAUACUAGAUACUUUCACACAAAGGCCUCGGAGAGGAAAAAGAAAAAUACCAUCUCUAAGAUUUUGGAUGAAAGGGGAAUGUGGAGAGAAUCUGCCUUGGAGAUAGCAGAGGUGGCUGUGUCUUAUUUUGAGAAGUUAUAUAGGACUUCCAAUCCUGAUAAGAUUGCGGAAGUUGUUGAAGCUAUUGAUCCUAAAGUUUCAGCCGAAAUGAACCAAAGUUUGAUCAAGCAAUUCACAAGAGAGGAGGUUGAGGCAGCCCUGAAGCAGAUGCAUCCGUCCAAAUCUCCCGGCCCAGAUGCCUUUGAGCUCAUGCAUUAUUUGGAUCACAAAAAAGAGGGGAAGGAUUGCUACAUGGCAAUCAAAUUGGACAUGAGCAAGGCUUUUGAUAGGGUGGAAUGGGGCUUCAUUGAGCAGGUGAUGGCUAAAUUAGGCUUUCAUGAUAGCUGGACUUGUCUAAUUAUGCAUUGUAUAACUUCUGUGUCCUAUUCUGUGCUUAUUAACGGGGUAGCUUUUGGCAAUAUUAUUCCCUCGAGGGGUCUUCGUCAAGGAGAUCCCCUAUCCCCUUACUUAUUUUUACUAUGUGCAGAUGGCUUUUCCUCCCUUAUUAGUAAAGCUGUUAGGAAUCAGAUGUUGAGUGGCUUGUCCAUUUGUAGAGGUGGUCCUAAAAUUUCACAUCUCUUUUUUGCGGACGACAGCUUACUCUUUUGUAAGGCUAAUAGCCAUGAAUGUCAGCAGUUAACUGAAAUUCUCUGCUUGUAUGAGGCUACCUCUGGGCAGAAAAUUAAUGCCGAUAAGUCCUCUGUUUUCUUUAGUGCUAACACGGCGGGGGAAAAGAGAAAUGAAAUUUUGAUGAUUCUUGGGCCUAUGCAAGAUUCUCGGCAUGGGAAGUAUCUGGGCCUGCCAUCUAUUAUUGGUAAAUCUAAGAAUGAAGUUUUUGCGGAAAUUAAAGAAAGGGUGGGAAGGAAGUUAGCAGGGUGGAUAGAGAAUCUUUUGUCUAUAGGGGGUAGAGAGACCUUAAUUAAGGCGGUGGCCCAGGCAAUCCCUACGUAUGCUAUGAGUUGUUUUCUAUUACCAAAAGGUUUAUGUGAUGAUAUAGAGGGUAUGAUGAGGAGAUUUUGGUGGGGGCAGCGUGGUCAAGAGUCAAAAAUUGCUUGGGUGAGUUGGAAACGCUUGUGCAAAUCAAAGCUUCAGGGUGGGAUGGGCUUUAGAAACCUUCAAGCCUUCAACCUUGCCAUGUUAGCAAAGCAAGGUUGGAGGCUUCUUACAAAUCCGGACUCGUUGGUAGCUCGGGUUUUCAGAGCUAAAUACUAUGCCCAUGGAGAUGUUCUUAAUGCUAGCCUAGGUUGCAAACCAUCCUAUGCUUGGAGGAGCAUAAUGCAAGGUCUUGAGGUUGUUAGAAAAGGUACACGUUGGAGGGUGGGUAAUGGGAGAUUGAUUCACAUAUGGAAUGAUAAAUGGCUGCCUACUCCCACAACAUUCAAGGUGGUCUCUCCGCCCUGUGGUUUUGAUGAUUACCCCAUGGUCUCGGCUCUUAUUGAUCAUGACCUUAGAAGAUGGAGGGCUGAUAUUGUGAAGUCCAUUUUCCUGCCCUUUGAAGCUGAUACGAUUCUUAAUAUCCCAAUCAGUUACAAUCUUCCGGAGGACAAUCUCAUUUGGGUUGGAAAUAGGAAGGGUGUUUUUUCAGUCAAGAGCGCCUACUAUGUUGCUCUUAAUUUGAUGGAUUGUUCAAAUGAGGGAGAAAGCUCCUUUGGGGAUCCUUUGGAGCGGCUGUGGAAGAAGAUUUGGCAUCUCAACAUUCCAUCAAAGAUAAAAAUUUUUGCAUGGAGAGCUUGUCUAGACGCCCUUCCUACUAUGGUGAAUUUGAAGAAAAGAGGUAUUGGAGAGAAUGGGUUUUGCCCUUGUUGUGGAAGUGAGUUAGAAGCAAUUUCUCACUCUAUUAUCCGCUGUGAAGUAGCAAAGAGGGUGUGGGACUGUUGGGAUGUCUGUUUAGUUGAGGAUGGACAGGAGUUAUAUGAUGUGCCGGACAUUGCUUUUCAAAUCAUUGAUAAGAAAUCAGUCCGUGAUCUAGAAAUGUUCUUUACUGUUGCUUGGUCUAUUUGGUUUAAUAGAAACUUAGUUGUUUUUGAGUCAACAUGUAGACUGCCAAGCCAUAUUUGGAGAUUUGCUAGUAACUAUCUUCAUGAAUACAGGGCAGCAAGGAUGGCAGUGAACAAAAGACAGGGUGCUGAAAAUGGUGGGUGGUCUCCUCCACCGCCUGGAGUGUUCAAGGUGAAUGUUGAUGGGGCGACUUCAAUGGAUGGGAGAAACUCUAGUGCUGGCGCUGUCAUCCGGGACUCUUGUGGUACGGUCAUUGCUGCCUGCUGCAAAUAUUUCCAAGGCCAUUUUUCAGUUGCUGAAACAGAAGCUCUUGCCGUGGAGUGUGGAGUCUUACUAGCCCGUGAUAUGAAAAUACCUCAAGUUAUCAUUGAAUCCGAUGCAGCAUCCAUUGUUAGUGAUAUUAAUAACAAGGUUGUGGAUGGUCAUCUUGGCCAUUUGUUCCAAGGAAUUUUUGCUUUGCUGAGUUCUUUCUCAAGCUGCAGAAUCAAACAUGUGAAAAGGGAGUACAACAGAGUGGCCCAUGAGUUAGCCCAUAUAGCUAGAGAUAGUGAAUCUAAUCACAUGUGGGUGGGAGUUCCUCCUCCUACGCUGGUAGAGAUGAUUCAGGCUGACUGCACAGGGUAG